AUGGGAGAUUCUUUUGGCCUGUUAUCUUCUUGGGAUUCCCCUGUGACUGAUCGAAUAGCAGACAUCUCCAAUCACUUGUCUGACUGGACAGCCCUUUACAGCUUGGGAUCUCCAGUUUCCUCGAUCUGCAUGUCAAAAUCAAUCACUGCUGCCACAUCGUUUGGCCCACGGUGUAAGAUUGUGGUGCAAGACUCUGCACGUCUUGCCAGGGAUGACAUCACUGUCUUAACGCCAGACAAAAAACUUAUCUACGAUGUCUGGACCUGUGACCUAGCAGAUCGCGCAAUCGUCCUCGGCGACAUCGAGAACCCAGACAAAUUUCGAGCACUCGAUGUAAACAGCGAUGUGCUGGCCUUGCACCAAAAACAGAAUCUUGUCUAUACAGGCGCAAGAAAUGGGUCAAUCAGAAGAUUCGAUAUGCGAGAAGGGUCAUCUGGACAUCCCGUGUUCGACGAUAAGUUUACACCGGAAUCAGCCAAUUCAGUCAUCUAUAUGAAUGGCAUAAACGAGUCUCAGCUACUGAUCAGCACAAUCCGUGGAGAGAUCAGUCUUCACGAUUUGCGCUUUUCGCGUGGGAUGCAGUCUAUCAUGACGUAUAGUGGUCACGUGGGGUCUUACAGACAUAAUCUUCCACACGCAAUAAGUCCAUGCCAAUCUUACCUUUUUGCAGCAGGUCAAGACAAUCGCAUCAGAGCUUGGUCGUUGGUCACCGGCGCACAACUGUCGUCCCCUAUUCCGGUGUACACUCCCUCGCGACGCAAGGCCCACGCAAACCCACUGGCCGCUCAUUUCGAAGGAGAUGUCACAGCAUUACAGGUUCUAGAGACAGGCAAAGAGACCGUCUUGUUCGCGACAUCUGGGCAACGUCUACAUAUAUUCCCCUUGGGACAAUGUUCAAAUUCAGAAUAG
Heterobasidion irregulare TC 32-1 is the source of this 909-nucleotide messenger RNA. RefSeq lists its product as uncharacterized. The record is from RefSeq and is a predicted model, not a curated record. The coding region runs from base 1 to 909 and encodes 302 amino acids. Gene Ontology annotation, molecular function: protein binding. Lineage: Eukaryota; Fungi; Basidiomycota; Agaricomycetes; Russulales; Bondarzewiaceae. The transcript has 8 exons. Gene Ontology annotation, cellular component: Cul4-RING E3 ubiquitin ligase complex.